This is a messenger RNA of Cyanistes caeruleus (blue tit), 3161 nucleotides long. NCBI's taxonomy places the organism in Eukaryota, Metazoa, Chordata, Aves, Passeriformes, Paridae. The record is from RefSeq and is a predicted model, not a curated record.
CCCCUUUCUCCCCCACCUUUUUUUCCAGCUCCUUCCCAGCCAUGGGGGACAUGAAAACCCCGGAUUUCGACGACCUCUUGGCCGCCUUCGACAUCCCCGACAUCGACGCCAACGAGGCCAUCCACUCCCACCACGAGGAUCCCGAAUCCCACGGCAAACAAAUCCCGGGAGAGCCGGGAUCCGCCGGCCCUGCCGAGCACGUCCUGCCCCACCCGGACAUCUCGGCCGUCAGCGUCAUCGUCAAGAACACCGUGUGUCCGGAGCAGCUGGAGAACUUGGAUUCCCGAGGGAAGGAGGGGCACGGCAUGGCCCCCAGGCUCCUCCAGAACGGAUUCGGAGCUUCCGACGUUCCCAGAUCGCCCAAUUCCCGCUCCGGGGAGGCGCCUUCCAACGGGGAGUGCUGGGGCAAGGAGAAGAACUCCAAGGCUUUGGAUUUGUUCUCGCAUUUCAGCCCCGAUCCCAGCGAGGACGGCGCCAAUUUGAUCGACAGAUCCCGGGAGUGCAAAGGCAAGGAGAAAUCCCUGGCCGUGCCCUCGCUGGCUCCGUCCCCCACCCCGGAUUCCAAGAGAUCCCUGGGAGAAUCCUCCGAGGGUCUGGAUCCGCCUUUCCCGGCGCCGUUCCGGGCCGGCGACGGAUCCCACCCCGUUGCCCGCAUCAAAAAGGAGGAAUCGGACUCGGAGGAGGCUCCGGCCCGGAGCUCCAGCCCCAAGGGCUCGGUGUUGGAUCACCUGAAAUCCGUCAGCGUCCGCUAUUCCGCCGCCGAGGAUUCUCCCGCCGCGCCCUGGCCGGGAUCGGACGCGGCAGCGCCGGACGGAUCUACAAGUGUGCCAUGUGUGACACGGUGUUCACGCAUCGUUCCCAUUGAUAUUCCCAUGGAUUUUUCCUGGGAUUUUUCCCGGGAUUUUUCCUGGGACAAUCCCCACAGGUUUUCCAUGGAUUUCCCAUGGAUUUCCCACGGGUUUCCCAUGGAUUUUUCCAGGCUGAUCUACAAGUGUGCCAUGUGUGACACGGUGUUCACGCACAAGCCGCUGCUCUCGUCGCACUUUGACCAGCACCUGCUCCCGCAGCGCGUCAGCGUCUUCCGCUGCCCCCACUGCCCGCUGCUCUUCGCCCAGAAACGAACCAUGCUCGAGCACCUCAAGAACUCCCACCAAGCCCAGAAAUCCAAGGACGACUCCUCCAAGAAAUCCCCGGCUCUGCUGACGCCCAAACCGGAGCCUCUGGAAGCUCCGGUGGCCAAGAAUUCCGAGGAAUCCUCGAGCUCCACGGAGGAGGAGGAGCCCCCGAGCUCCCCGGAGCUGCGGAAGAGCAAACGGAGCCGAUUCCAGCGGAAAUCCGGGAAUAAAUCCAAGGGCAGCGGCUGGACCUGCGGCGUUUGCCACUCGUGGUUCCCCGAGCGCGACGAGUACGUGGCGCACAUGAAGAGGGAGCACGGAAAGUCGGUGAAGAAGUUCCCGUGCCACCUGUGCGAGCGCUCCUUCUGCUCCGCGCCCAGCCUGCGCCGCCACGUCCGCGUCAACCACGAGGGCAUCAAACGCGUCUACCCCUGCCGGUAUUCCCGGGAUUCCUGGGAUCCCCCAUUCCCGGGAUCCCCCCGAUUCCUGGGAUCCCCUCGAUUCCUGGGAUCCCCAAUUCCCGGAACCCCCCCAUUCCUGUUACCCCCCAAUUCCUGGGAUCCCCCCGAUUCCCGGGAUUCACAAUUCCUGGGAUCCCCAAUUCCCAGGAACCCCCCCCAUUCCUGGGAUCUCCCCGAUUCCCGGGAUCCCCCCCAAUUCCCGGGAUCCCCAAUUCCUGGGAUCCCCCCGAUUCCUGGGAUCCCCCAUUCCUGGGAUCCCCCCGAUUCCCGGGAUUCCCCCAUUUCUGGGAUUCCCCCAUUCCCGGGAUCCCCAAUUCCCGGGAACCCCCCAUUCCUGUUAUCCCCCGAUUCCCGGGAUCCCCCCAAUUCCCUGGAUCCCCCCAUUUCCAGGAUUCCUCCCAAUUCCUGGGAUUCACAAUUUCUGGGAUUCCCCAAUUCCUGGGAUCCCCACAAUUCCCAGUUUAAUUCCCAAAGGAUCGGGAGCGCAACCGGAACAAGCGGCGCAGCCACGGCGACGGGCAGCCAGCAGUGCCGGGAGUGCGGGCUGUGCUUCGCCUCCCCCGGCUCCCUCAGCCGGCACCGCUUCAUCUCCCACAAGAAGCGCAAGGGCUCGGAUCCCGCCGAGGAGCCGGGAAGCGCCUCCCGAGGGGGCGGCGCCGGUUCCGCCGGGGGAGCAGCCGGGGGAACAGCCGGGGGAACAGGCGGAGGAACAGGCGGAGGAACAGGCGGAGGAACAGGCGGAGCGGCGCAGGGGAAGUUGGAGUGCAAAGUUUGCGGGAGAGGAUUCGAGAGUCAGCUCAACCUGAAAACGCAUUUCCGGACCCACGGAAUGGCGUUCAUCCGCGCCCGGCAGGGGGCCGAGGAGAACUGAGGAUUCCUGGAAUUCCCGGGAUUCCUGGAGUUCCUGGAAUUCUGGGAAUGGCUUCAUCCGCGCCCGGCAGGGGGCCGAGGAGAACUGAGAAUUCCUGGAAUUCCCGGGAAUUCUGGGAUUCUGGGAUUCUGGGAAUGGCUUCAUCCGAGCCCGGCAGGGGGCCGAGGAGAGCUGAACAUUCCUGGGAUUCCCAGGAAUUCUGGGAUUGUGGGAAUGGCGUUCAUCCGAGGAGAACUGAGAAUUCCCGGGAAUCCUGGAAUUCCUGGGAUUGGCUUCAUCCGAGCCCAGCAGGGAGCCGAGGAGAAGGGAGCAUUCCCGGAAUUCCCGGAAUUCCCAGGAUUCCGGGACCAGCCCUCAGCGUUCCCGGGAAUCUCAGAAUUCCCGGAAUUCCGGGAUGGGCUCCCAGGCCGGGAUUUGGCGCCGUGUACAUAAAAAACCCCCCGGGAACGCCGGAUUCGGGGGAAAGAUUUGGGAAUUCCGGGAUUCCUGGGGGCUCUUCCCAGGAAUUCCCGGAUCCGGAAGGGACUGGGGAAGCUUUUCCAGCAAAAUCCAACUUUUUUUUUUUUUUUUUUGGGAUUUUCGUUUGAUUUUCCUGGAAUUUUGUUUUUUUUGCUGGGAGGGAAUUCCUGGAUCCGGAGGCCGGGAAUUCCGGAGGAUCCCCGGGAAUGAAGUUCGGACACUCCCGAGGGAGGAGGAGGAGGAGGAAAAAAAAAA